Molecule: messenger RNA, 1980 nt
Organism: Choloepus didactylus (southern two-toed sloth)
Lineage: Eukaryota; Metazoa; Chordata; Mammalia; Pilosa; Megalonychidae
Gene: PDPK1
Product: 3-phosphoinositide dependent protein kinase 1
Exons: 14
Coding region: 120-1793 (557 amino acids)
Biological process (GO): intracellular signal transduction; peptidyl-serine phosphorylation
Molecular function (GO): ATP binding; protein serine/threonine kinase activity
Source: RefSeq, a predicted model, not a curated record
GCGGGGCGGGCGCAGGAUGAGGGCGGCCAUUGCUGGGGCUCCGCGGCGGGGAGGAGGACGCUGAGGAGGCGCCGAGCGGCGCAGCGCUGCGGGGGAGGGCCCGCGCCGACGCGGGGCCCAUGGCCAGGACCACCAGCCAGCUGUAUGACUCCGUUCCUGCCCAGCCCAGCGUGGUGAUCUGCUCCUGCCCGUCCCCGUCAAUGGUGAGGAACCAGCCUGGCUCCGGCACGGCCCCCGGCGCUCCCCACCUCGGGAGCAGGCAGAGCCCCACCAUGGACGGCUCCGCGGCCGAGCCCCGGCCAAGUGCCAACUCCUUGCAGCACGCCCAGCCGCUGCCGCAGCCUCGGAAGAAACGGCCCGAAGACUUCAAGUUUGGGAAGAUUCUUGGUGAAGGCUCUUUUUCAACAGUUGUCCUAGCCCGGGAACUGGCAACCUCCAGAGAAUAUGCUAUUAAAAUUCUGGAGAAACGUCACAUAAUAAAAGAGAACAAGGUCCCAUAUGUAACCCGGGAGCGAGAUGUGAUGUCACGCCUGGACCAUCCCUUCUUUGUUAAACUGUACUUCACGUUUCAGGAUGACGAAAAGCUGUAUUUUGGCCUUAGCUAUGCUAAAAAUGGAGAACUACUUAAAUACAUCCGCAAAAUUGGUUCCUUCGACGAGACCUGCACUCGGUUUUACACGGCUGAGAUCGUGUCUGCUCUGGAGUACUUGCACGGCAAGGGCAUCAUCCACAGGGACCUCAAACCAGAAAACAUUUUGUUAAAUGAAGAUAUGCACAUCCAGAUCACGGAUUUUGGAACAGCCAAGGUCUUAUCGCCAGAGAGCAAACAAGCCAGGGCCAACUCGUUUGUCGGAACCGCGCAGUAUGUUUCUCCGGAACUGCUCACAGAGAAGUCCGCCUGUAAAAGUUCAGACCUUUGGGCUCUCGGAUGCAUAAUAUACCAACUUGUAGCAGGACUGCCGCCGUUCAGAGCCGGAAACGAAUAUCUUAUAUUUCAGAAGAUCAUUAAGUUGGAAUAUGAUUUUCCAGAAAAAUUCUUCCCUAAGGCAAGAGACCUCGUGGAAAAACUCUUGGUUUUAGAUGCCACCAAGCGGUUAGGCUGUGAAGAAAUGGAAGGCUACGGCCUGCUGAAGGCCCACCCAUUCUUUGAGUCCAUUACCUGGGAGGGCCUGCACAUACAGACGCCGCCAAAGCUCACAGCCUACCUCCCAGCCAUGUCUGAGGAUGACGAAGACUGCUACGGGAACUACGACAAUCUCCUGAGCCAGUUUGGCUGCAUGCAGGUGUCGUCAUCCUCGUCCUGCCACUCCCUGUCCGCCUCGGACGCGGGCCUGCCCCCACGCUCAGGCAGCAGCAUAGAGCAGUACAUCCACGACCUGGACACAAAUUCUUUCGAACUGGACUUACAGUUUUCUGAAGACGAGAAAAGGUUAUUAUUGGAGAAGCAGGCCAGUGGAAACCCUUGGCACCAGUUUGUAGAAAAUAACUUAAUAUUAAAAAUGGGUCCAGUAGAUAAGCGAAAGGGUUUGUUUGCACGACGACGACAGUUACUGCUCACAGAAGGGCCGCAUCUGUAUUACGUGGAUCCUGUCAACAAAGUCCUGAAAGGUGAAAUCCCAUGGUCACAAGAACUCCGACCGGAGGCCAAGAAUUUUAAAACCUUCUUUGUUCACACGCCGCACAGAACAUACUACCUGAUGGACCCGAGUGGGAACGCACACAAGUGGUGCCGAAAGAUCCAGGAGGUGUGGCGACACAGGUACCAGCCCCACCCGGACCCCGCUGUCCAGUGACCCGCGGCCGGGCUGCUCGCUGCCAGGACUCCUGCCCCUACGCGGGCUCGGCCGCCGCCCCAGGACUCUUCAGACCACCUGCCGGCCACCGCCAGGGGAGCGCCACGUCGGGAACCUCUCAGCUUUUUUAUUUAAAAGAAAAGAAAAAAACCACCACCACACAGAAUAAACCAGUGACGAACAUAAA